Molecule: messenger RNA, 1039 nt
Organism: Aspergillus sclerotioniger CBS 115572
Lineage: Eukaryota; Fungi; Ascomycota; Eurotiomycetes; Eurotiales; Aspergillaceae
Exons: 3
Coding region: 149-1015 (288 amino acids)
Source: RefSeq, a predicted model, not a curated record
AAGAGACCUUAUAUAAACCCAGCCAGUCGUCGAUGGACUGAUCAAUCCAUCAAACAUAACAACUGUCUUAACACAACCAACCUCACAAAGCUCAUCUAUCAAUCAAAUUUAUUUACUCAUAUUCACAAGAACCACACUACUGCCCAUCAUGUCCGGACUUAUGCACAAGGUUAAGGAUGCCAUGACUGGCCACCACGACAAGUCCAGCAACACUUCGUCCUCCAACGCUGGCCCUCAUUCCUCCAACGUUGCCAACAAGGUUGACCCCCGCGUCGAUAGCGAUCGUGACAACCGCGCCCGUCACGAAGCUAUGGGUGGUGCUCACGGUCCCCACGACUCCAGCAUGGCCAACAAGAUGGACCCUCGCGUCGACAGUGACCGUGACAACCGUGCCCACCCCUCCGGCGGUGCUGGUACCUCUGGUGGCGCCUACACCACCGGCGGUAACUACGGAGGUAGCACCAACGCCGGACCCCACGGCUCCAAUGUCGCCAACAAGGCGGAUCCCCGUAUCGACAGCGACCGCGACAACCGUGCUCGUCACGAAGCCCUCGGCGGAGCCCAGGGACCUCACAGUUCCAGCACAGCAAACAAGAUGGACCCCCGCGUUGACAGCGACAGAGACAACCGUGCCACUGGCGGCUACACAGGAACCGGUGCAGGCGCAGGCUACGGCGGAGGUGCUCGUGACUACACCACCACUGGCGGAUAUGGCGGAGCAGGCACCGGCUCUGGCUACAGCGGAGGUGCCGGCGACUACACCACCGGCAGUGGCUACGGAGGCAGCACCAAUGCCGGACCCCACGGCUCCAACGUUGCCAACAAGAUGGAUCCCCGCAUCGACUCCGACAUGGACAACCGUGCCCGUCACCAGGGUCUCGCCAGCAGCAGCUACAACGCCCCCGGUCAGAGCACCGCCGGUCCCCAUGGCUCCAAUGUCGCCAACAAGAUGGACCCCCGCGUCGACUCCGACCUCGACAACCGGGGAACCUUGGGAACCCAACGUGGGUUUUGAGGGCCUCGUUGAACUCCAAGAAGA